AGUGCGAUUAGAAUCUGUAGUAUCUGGUUAAGCGAAGCACCGGACUAACGGACCCGAUCAGUCACCGUCCGAUCAUCCGUACGGUCGUGCGACAGCAAUGAAGCUUUGGCCGCACCGGAAGCCCUUGGCGCUUUGGGCCUUACUUAUGCUGUGGGUUUGCUGCAUACAGGCGAACAGGAAUGAAAGUGCAACGAGGGAGAUCAUUUCCACCGGGCACGGCCGCUCGAAACGUACGCUUGUGUACACGUUUAACAGUUGUUCCGGGGUCCUAUUUGCCCUGUCCAUACCGCUGGUAAUCACCGGACGGAACAUUUUCAUGUCGUAUAACUUCGAAGCCAACUACAACAUGCCGACGGACAGUACGGACUUUACGCAGGGCAUCCUAAAGAAGGGCGACAACGAUCAGAUACACGAGGCCGAGGCACGGAAAACGCGUGACAUCUCAGUCUCGGCCGCACCCGUUCCGAAACGAUCCAGCAUUAGUAGGAAAAAGGUCUACCGCACGAUCGAGCUGAAUCUGCAGCGAUAUGGAUUCGCCGGCAAGCGGUGCAUACUACGGAUGAUAUGCGAUCUGGCCGAAACGCCACUGGCUCACGAGAAUGGAGUGCUCGGCGAUGUGCUUCAGUUAAUAUUUACACCAUCGCUGUCGAAAGACGAAAAUCUGCCGAGUGAGUUCAAACGAGCGGAACAGCUGGGGCGCGACGAACGAGACUGCACCAAAUACCAAGCUCACUGUCCGACAAGCCCCAUCGAUUUGGUGACGAUUGGGUUGAAGCGAUAAAUGGGAAACGUUAUCAAACGGGAUUGUUGCUAAUAUGACUGAUUUCUACGUAAUAAAUGUAAAACAUUUAAUAAUUUCUUAAAUAACCAUGUUUUGGAUAUAAAUGAUUUGAACUUUCAAUAUAAACAAAUUUCUAAAUAAUGUGA
Anopheles coluzzii is the source of this 927-nucleotide messenger RNA. RefSeq lists its product as uncharacterized. The record is from RefSeq and is a predicted model, not a curated record. Bases 98 to 781 code for a protein of 227 amino acids. The transcript has 3 exons. NCBI's taxonomy places the organism in Eukaryota, Metazoa, Arthropoda, Insecta, Diptera, Culicidae.